AGUCAACUGUUCGUUUUAUUUCAAAAUUGGAGCAUGUCGUCAUGGAGAUAGAUGUUCUCGGUUGCACAAUAAACCGACCUUUAGCCAGACCAUUGCCCUCUUGAACAUUUACCGUAACCCUCAAAACUCUUCCCAGUCUGCUGACGGUUUGCGCUGUGCUGUGAGCGACGUGGAGAUGCAGGAGCACUAUGACGAGUUCUUUGAGGAAGUCUUCACUGAGAUGGAAGAAAAGUACGGCGAGGUUGAGGAGAUGAAUGUCUGUGACAACCUAGGAGACCAUCUGGUGGGGAACGUGUAUGUCAAGUUCCGACGUGAGGAGGAUGCAGAGAAAGCUGUGAUUGACUUGAAUAACCGUUGGUUUAAUGGGCAGCCAAUCCAUGCAGAGCUGUCCCCAGUGACUGACUUCAGGGAAGCCUGUUGCCGCCAGUAUGAAAUGGGAGAGUGCACAAGAGGGGGCUUUUGCAACUUCAUGCACCUGAAGCCUAUCUCAAGAGAGCUGCGACGGGAGCUGUAUGGGCGUCGGCGUAAGAAGCAUAGAUCCAGGUCCCGAUCCCGGGAACGGCGUUCUCGAUCCAGAGACCGUGGUCGUGGUGGCGGCGGAGGAGGUGGAGGUGGUGGAGGACGAGAGCGUGACAGGAGGCGGUCAAGAGACCGUGAGAGAUCUGGGCGAUUCUGAGCCGAGCCGUUUUUACCGUGUGUCUGCUAGACAGUGUUGUAGUUGGUGACAAGCCAGUUCAUAAUGGGAUUUUUUUUUUAAAAAAUAACAAAAAAAAACAAAGAUGGGUUUCUGAAUAAAAUUUGUAGUGAUUAUACAGUA
This is a messenger RNA of Cricetulus griseus (Chinese hamster), 817 nucleotides long. Lineage: Eukaryota; Metazoa; Chordata; Mammalia; Rodentia; Cricetidae. The record is from RefSeq and is a predicted model, not a curated record.